AUGUUCACAAAAUACCGUUACAGAAACCGACCGAGUUACGAUGCCAAACGACACUUUAUUCUCGGUGCCCAGCUUUUAUCCAAAUCAAGAUCAACAAAAGACCGAACAUCUUCCUUAAAACUAGCCAAAUCGGCUUCCGAGGAAGCCGACAAAUCCAUAUCAUUAGACCCACGUGACGCCGCGUCACAUAUAUUAAAAGCAUUGGCACUUGAUGCACAAGGGUUUAGUACGUCGGCAGUGGAAGCGCUUGAUGUAGCGCUUUCAACGCUGACUGCUAAAUCCUUGAGUAGUAGUGAAAGAGGGGAUGCCCUUUUUAAAAGGGCCGAAAUUAAAAUGAAAGUUAAGGGGAAUAAGAGAGGUAAAGUGGAUUCGGUUGUUGCGGAUUUGGUUGAAUCGGUUAAGUUGAAAGGGGAUAAUGCUGGGGCUUAUCGCCUUUUGGGCGAGUGUUAUGAGAAAAAGGAAAUGAGGGAGGAAGCGGUUGAGGCUUAUGAGCGCGCCGUCAGGAUUGAUCAUGAAUGUGGCGCGGCUCGUGAUGCGUUGAACCGGUUGGGUUCAAUGCAAUGA
Messenger RNA from Erigeron canadensis, 564 nucleotides. RefSeq lists its product as uncharacterized. The transcript has a single exon. NCBI's taxonomy places the organism in Eukaryota, Viridiplantae, Streptophyta, Magnoliopsida, Asterales, Asteraceae. The coding region runs from base 1 to 564 and encodes 187 amino acids. Gene Ontology annotation, molecular function: protein binding. The record is from RefSeq and is a predicted model, not a curated record.